AUGGCGAGCGCCAAAGCUUUUGUGGCCACAGGAACCAAUCUGUCUCUCCAGUUUUUUCCGGCCAGCUGGCAGGGAGAACAACGGCAGACACCCAGCCGGGAGUAUGUCGACUUAGAAAGAGAAGCAGGCAAGGUGUAUUUGAAGGCGCCCAUGAUUCUGAAUGGGGUUUGUGUUAUCUGGAAAGGCUGGAUUGACCUACAGAGACUGGAUGGUAUGGGCUGCCUGGAGUUUGAUGAAGAGCGAGCCCAGCAGGAGGAUACACUAGCACAACAGGCCUUCGAAGAGGCUCGGAGGAGAACCCGAGAGUUUGAGGAUAGAGACCGGUCUCAUCGGGAGGAAAUGGAGGUGAGAGUUUCACAGCUGCUGGCAGUAACUGGCAAGAAGACAACAAGACCCUAGUCCUGGCUCUAAUUUAGGUGGGGAUGACCUCAAACUUGGGUAGUUAGCAGCACGGCACAUGUGCCGCUCAUCUUCACAUAGACGUGGCUUCUAGCUGGUAGAAAUAAUUGAUUACAAGACCAGAAACUGUGAUAACUGGAGGUACUGGGGUCUCUUUUCCUAACCUGCGGCAGUAACAGUCAUCACAAACUGCCAUGGUUUUGCACUAUGAUUAUAAUACCUGCAUUUCUGAUAUUUUAAGCAUGUAGCCAGUAAUAUUUUGAAAUUUUUUUCUAUGCAAGCUUAAUUUGUUGGCAUUAUUUUAGUAAAUUGAGACUACCCAUUUGUAAAGCCCCCCCCCCCUUUUUUUUUCUUCAUCAUAAUUUAAAAGUUCAUGUCAUUUAAAAUCAGGUCAAGAACUUAACAUUUGUAUCAGAGGGACUUUUGUUUCCCGAAACCAGUUGUUCUCAGUUUUGUUUUAUUUUGUGUUUUACUUUCAGCUGCAUUUUCAAUAGGCAAUCUGGAAUUGAUUGGUCUCUUUCCCCAUUUCCUUUUGUGUUCCUGUAGACCAUGGCAUUUUAGAACUGCUGAUGUGACUGCAUUAUUUACAAGCUAAAAACAAGUAGCACAGAGCUGUCUGCCACAGCCUUCUAACACAGAGUUUACAGUUGUUAAAGUUGCAGUAUCCUUUUAAAUACUAGCGUCAGCACCCUGUUUCCUUUUUGAGCAAAAGUUUGGUUUAUUACCGGUAACGCUAAUCUGCACCAGAUCUGUUUGAGAUUGUUCUGUAAUCAUGAGUUUGAAUGGAGAUACUCUCCACAGACAAUACUAUCCUACUGAAAUGACUAAAGAAGUCACAGACUGGCUUCUGCUUUAUUCAGGGAUAUAUUUUUUUUAAAUCUUAAAUCAGCCAUAAAGGGAUACUGGAGCUUCUUCCUGUGUGUAGCAGCAUAUUAAACUGGAGGCAGUCAUCUAUCAGCUACAAGGGUAAUACUGUAUUCAAUCAUGUCUCAGAUAGCUGCUGUUCUGUGUAUUUUAUAUUGCAUGCUUUUGUAAAAAAAAACACAAAAACAAUGCUAGGUGAUAAAAGAUUAGUCUUAAAAGAGAAAACUCAUCUGUGCAGAAAGUACACUUUCUUCCAUUUAUUUUGGAAACAAAAACCGUUCACAGCUAUAUAGUGUUCUAAAAAAGACUAUUAGUAGUACCUUUUGAGAGGAAUUAGUGUAAGAGUUGUUUUUUGUUUGUUUUUUAAUCAGUUCAGUAUCAAAUUGAGUGUAACUUUUUUUAUUUGUUUGUUUAAAUACAGAACUGGAAAAAAGUGCCAAGUCAUAUGGCACCUUACAAAUAUUUUCCAUGGUCAUAUUCAUUAAUUGUUACAUUUCUGACUUUUUGCAAAAAUGUAUUUUAGCGUAAUGGAAUGGCAUUAUUUUAAACUGACGCGGUCAGUCUGGGUGAGUCAUGGCGUGUAGAACUAUGUCAUAGUCUAGGUUGAUGAGGGAACCCCGACUUUCAUUGUACACAGGUCUAAGAAUCCCUAACGGAAGCCUCUCUCUCAGAAUCAAAUAGCUCUUAUAUAUUGGAGUCGCGCAUGGUAAGGAGUGUGCUUAAAUCGCCAUAAACAAUCAUCGGUUAUAAGGUCAUGCUGAUCUUCCCUGUCCGAGGACUCUGGAUGGAUGGGUUGGUAUUUGGUGGUGUGCGCUCCCAUGUUUACACACUCAGUGCCCUAACUUCCCCUGAGGAAAUUGCCUUUUAAGUGGUCCUUACAGUGGUGGUUUACAGUUACUUUAUCACAGGGCUCUUUGGCUUUUAACUUCGGCACUUACCUUUUUUUUUUUUUUUAAUAACAAAAUGAUGAUGGUACCUUUUUCUCUGUUGCUUCUAGCUAAGUAAGGGCUUUCAGGUCACCAGUAAAUAACAUCAACUGUUAUUACAUUUCAACGUUGCCAUCUUUAUGUAAAUACUGAAUUUUUUCCCCUUUUGGUCAUUUAACACUGCUGCUUCUGCCUGUCUUAAUGCUGGCAUUAAGAACAUGAGCCCUUUUCUUCCAGUAGCGCAGGCUUUAUGAAUUACUUUUUAUUAAGUUAUUUGAUGCAGUUUGAUUUUUCACAGCUUCUAUUUAAACGAAAUUACAGCAUUGCAUCAUCUUUUCUAAAUUCAUGUCAAUUGAAACUUGCCUUAAGCUACCAGAUUGCUUUUGCCACCAUUAUCCAUACUGUGUGUUGUAUGUUUAAUUUACUUCCACAAUAAACUUCUGUGUAGUGAAAACAAGGGUCUUGCUCUUUAUUGACACAAUCCAACAACUUCUGUUCUAGUUCCACUUAUGGUAGAAAGAAAAGUUGAUGUGUGUCCGUGGUUCUUUCAUUCUGCUGUGUAAUCUCUGAAUUAAAAAAUCGAAAUGACA
Messenger RNA from Echinops telfairi (small Madagascar hedgehog), 2779 nucleotides. It is a transcript of the gene CBFB, whose product is annotated as core-binding factor subunit beta. The record is from RefSeq and is a predicted model, not a curated record. Gene Ontology annotation, cellular component: nucleus; core-binding factor complex. Gene Ontology annotation, molecular function: sequence-specific DNA binding; transcription coactivator activity. The coding region runs from base 1 to 399 and encodes 132 amino acids. The transcript has 5 exons. Gene Ontology annotation, biological process: regulation of transcription by RNA polymerase II. NCBI's taxonomy places the organism in Eukaryota, Metazoa, Chordata, Mammalia, Afrosoricida, Tenrecidae.